UUCCUUUUUGUCCCCAUCAAAACCCAUUGAAUUUUCCGGUCACACACGGCAUCAUCUCUCUCUCUCUUGUAGCACGCCAGACCCAAACCCUCGUCUCUCUAUAAAAGCCUACAAAUACAGAGCAUGAAAUCUCAAACCAUUAAACGAAUCCACACUCUUUGACAAUGGCUCCUUUACAUCUUCUUCUUCUUCUUCUUCUUCAAAUAUCUGGGUCGUGGGCAGAUUCAUCAGAUUCCGUCUAUGAUUCCUUUGUCCAAUGCUUAUCAAAGCAAACAGGGCAACCGGAGGAAGUCUCCAAAAUCGUCUAUGCCCAAAGCAACGCUUCCUUCACAUCUGUGCUACGAGCAUACAUCAGAAACUCCCGCUUCAACUCCUCCUCCACAUCGAAGCCACUCAUCAUUGUAACCCCAACGCAAGAAUCCCAUGUGCAGGCCGCCGUGAUCUGCUCCAAGAGCAUUGGCAUGCAGCUCAAAAUCCGAAGUGGCGGCCACGACUACGAAGGGAUCUCAUACAUCUCCGAUGAGCCGUUUAUCAUCCUAGAUAUGUUCAAUCUCCGGUCCAUCACUGUCGACAUUGAGGAACAGAGUGCUUGGGUUGAAUCCGGCGCGAUACUCGGCGAACUUUAUUAUAGAAUUUGGGAGAAGAGUAAAGUACUCGGCUUCCCGGCGGGGAUUUGUCCCACCGUCGGCGUCGGUGGGCAUCUGAGCGGUGGAGGGUACGGUAACAUUUUGCGAAAACAUGGGCUGUCAGUGGAUCAUGUUAUGGACGCCAAGAUAGUAACCGCCGACGGUAAAAUCCUUGACAAGGAUUCAAUGGGAGAAGAUCUGUUUUGGGCGAUUAGGGGAGGAGGCGGAGGAAGCUUUGGAGUUAUACUUUCGUACAAAGUUCGGUUGGUUCCGGUGCCGGAAACGGUAACAAUUUUCCGGGUUGAAAGGUACUUGGAAGAUAAUGCGACCGACAUUGUUUACAAGUGGCAGCAGGUUGCUCCCACCACAGACGACAACCUUUUCAUGAGGAUGCUCAUACAACCUGUGAGCUCCAAAGUGAAGAAGGGGGAGAGGACUAUCAGAGCCUCCAUUGUUGCAUUGUUUCUCGGAAACGCAGAGGAACUUCUCUCAUUGUUGGGGAAGGAAUUUCCCGAAUUGGGUUUGAAGAAGGAAAACGUAACGGAAAUGCGUUGGAUUGAUUCCGUUGUUUGGUGGGCAAACUACGACAUAGGCACUUCCCCAGAUGUCCUGCUCGACAGAAAUCUUGACUCGGCGAAUUUCCUGAAAAGGAAAUCGGAUUAUGUCCAGACCCCAAUUUCCAUUGAUGGGUUGGAAUGGCUGUGGAAGAAGAUGAUCGAGAUCGGGAAAACGGGGCUGGUUUUCAAUCCUUACGGCGGAAAAAUGAGUGAAAUCCCCGCUUCUGCUACGCCUUUUCCCCACCGCGCCGGAAAUUUGUUCAAAAUCCAAUAUUCUGUGAAUUGGGAAGAGGAAGGAGCUGAGGCAGACAAGAACUACACAACUCAGAUAAGGAGGCUUUUCAGUUACAUGACUCCAUUUGUGUCGAAGAACCCAAGAAGUGCAUAUCUGAACUACAGAGACCUUGACAUUGGAACCAAUCAUUUUGGGAAGAACAGCUUGGAAGAAGGAGAAGUUUAUGGGGUCAAGUACUUCAACGACAACUAUGAUAGGUUGGUGAAGGUUAAAUCUGCUGUUGAUCCAGAGAAUUUCUUCAGGAAUGAGCAGAGCAUCCCAACUCUUCCAAGAGUCCACUCAGGCGUGAGGGGAUGGCCAGCAUCAACCCUAUCAUCAGGCAAACUUGAGAGACUCUUGUCUUAUUCACACUUCUUAUUCAUAUUAUUGUUUUUCAAUUUGAGUUAUGACAAUUUAUUGAGCUUUUAAUUAAUAACAUUGCAGACCGA
This is a messenger RNA of Corylus avellana, 1906 nucleotides long. Its product is annotated as berberine bridge enzyme-like 21. The record is from RefSeq and is a predicted model, not a curated record. Gene Ontology annotation, molecular function: oxidoreductase activity; FAD binding. NCBI's taxonomy places the organism in Eukaryota, Viridiplantae, Streptophyta, Magnoliopsida, Fagales, Betulaceae.